Aspergillus luchuensis is the source of this 1368-nucleotide messenger RNA. RefSeq lists its product as uncharacterized. Bases 1 to 1368 code for a protein of 455 amino acids. Gene Ontology annotation, biological process: regulation of transcription by RNA polymerase II. Gene Ontology annotation, molecular function: transcription coregulator activity. The transcript has 3 exons. The record is from RefSeq and is a predicted model, not a curated record. Gene Ontology annotation, cellular component: mediator complex. NCBI's taxonomy places the organism in Eukaryota, Fungi, Ascomycota, Eurotiomycetes, Eurotiales, Aspergillaceae.
AUGUCUGAUCGCGCCUCCUCGGCAUCAUUUCGAGUAGGACCUCCAUCACCAUCGUCUCCCGCCGCAGGAGCUCUCAAGCAGAACCAGUUGCCAGCUCCCUUGUCCGAUCGAAUUCCACAGACUCCGACAUCACCUCCGUUGAUGUCGGUAAGCGCCCAGAACUAUGCCACCAACUUUGUAUCCUCGCAAGCAUCACCUAACCAGGCGACCUCUCAAUCCGCAACUCUCUCAUCACCCCCGUCUUCCGCUCCGAUGUCCACUCAAGCCUCGCAACAACCGACGGUAGGUACGGCGAAUUCGUUUCCGACGCCGGCCAGCAGCGUGAGCGGGCACUUCCCGGGUGCGACUUCCUUCGAUGAUUCUGAACAUACAGAUAAGUCAAUGGGCUCGGCAGCUCCAGACACUGGUGCGCAAGCAGCGAAUAUGAAUGCCGCGGCCAUACAGCAGGCGGAACACAGACGGACAGAUCAUGACCGGCAUACAGAAGGUAUAAAUAUGGAAGUUGGAGUCCGCGAUUUUGCUGCGAACAAUGGAGGCGACGCUAUGGAUAUCGAUAGUGAGGCGCCGGCUUCAUCCAGUCGCAGUGAGCCAAGCUUGGAAUCCCUGCAGAAGAACUUUUCGUCUGCCUUUCAUGUUUGCAAAAGCUCCCAUAUUGCGACUGGACCGGAUCCGUCGCUAGACCUCAUCUCACUCUACGGAUUAGGUCCAGUGGCAAAGUCUGUUGCUCGGAUGGAUCCUGUAACGGGCGAGAAGAUCAACAGGCUCAGGAAAUCUUAUGAAGGAAAACUGAAGGGCUUGGGACUCGCAGGGAGGAACAAGCCAGUGAAGACUGAGCCUGGUGCGCCCGGCAGCCUUAGGCACAUGACCAUGUGGCCAGAGGAAGAAUGGCAAAACCAGAAGGUGUUCGGGAAGGAGAUCAAGGUAGCGGACAUGGACUCUGCGCUGCAUAACUUGCAGAUGAGGGCCAUGAAAAUGGAGCCGGGUACGGUACCGAACAAUGAGUAUUGGGAAGAUGUUCUGGGCCACGAGAAGCCAUCUAAACACGCCGGUGGCGACGCCAGCAAAAAGGGCGUCGCACCCCCUCCCAAUGGAGUCCGGAUUUCCCAACCGAAUGGAACCCCAGCGCCUGUUUCAGACCAAGAGCGAGCCCGGCCCAGCAGGGGACGUAAACGGCAUUACGACGACAACAGCUUUGUUGGAUACGGCGAAGGUUACGCAGACGACGAUGACGAUGGGGCAUUUUAUUCAAACAGUGAAGGCAUGGGGAAGAAAAAACGGAAGAAGGACCACGUUUCGAAGAUAUCUACCCCUCUACCUGACCGAGGUGGAAGUUACGGGUUUGGUAUGUUUGGGAUCGGGGCCAGGUAA